This is a messenger RNA of Aspergillus bombycis, 1599 nucleotides long. RefSeq names its product Zn(II)2Cys6 transcription factor. The record is from RefSeq and is a predicted model, not a curated record. Bases 1 to 1599 code for a protein of 532 amino acids. Gene Ontology annotation, molecular function: DNA binding; DNA-binding transcription factor activity, RNA polymerase II-specific; zinc ion binding. The transcript has a single exon. Lineage: Eukaryota; Fungi; Ascomycota; Eurotiomycetes; Eurotiales; Aspergillaceae. Gene Ontology annotation, biological process: regulation of DNA-templated transcription; DNA-templated transcription.
AUGGACCACUCGUCAAGUCCCUCCUCUACCCUACCCCCUUCGGUCCCCGUCGCCUGUCUCAACUGUCGCGAAAAGCAUCUCAAGUGCGAUGGUAAUCUGACGGGAUGUACCCGGUGCAAAGACCUAAGUCUCUUUUGCCACUUUGUACCCAGUCGCCGAGGGAGGCGAGGACGGCCUUGGCCCUACUCAGGUGCAAUAGGAGACUACCCUCCACUGCCUGUCGAGCCCACGGGCAAUGCAAUGAUGAGUCCUUUAGAUUCCUUAGCAUGUGCUGCUCCAGAUGGGAAUGUGAUCUGUUCUUCGCUCCCCUCUCCGAUGGAUAACCAGCUGGUUCCGUUGUUUUUCCUUCACUUCCAUCAAGCGCACCCAUUCUUGCCGCCUCGCGACGCAUUCCUUCGUUCUUCUCCCCCCAGCUACUUGCUGGAUGUGGUACAGUUCAUCAGCCUACAUUACCUCCCACCGAGUAAUGUUCCAGACCACACGCAUCAGCUAAGAACAGCCGUUCAGGAGGCAGAUGCCAGUCUCGAAAAGGUACAGGCACUUUUGCUUCUGUCUAUCAUCAUGCAUGCACGAACCCAACCACGAGAGGCAAAAGAAUGCCUUGGACAGGCGAUUGCUUUGAGUCUAGAGCUUGGCCUUCACUGUCGUGAAUUUUCCGACGCUAUGGAGAUCCAGAAUCCUGUGGGGGCUGAGAGUGCCCGGCGGACGUGGUGGGAGAUCUUCAUUAUCGACACCCUUCUCGCGGCUGUACAAGUCGACGGCGCUUUACAGCUGACGAUAGAGACACCGGGCCUUCCCCUGCCUUGUGAAAUGGACGAAUACCAGGAUGGCCGCUUGGGAAUCGUUCCAACCUCUCUUCGCGAUAUGGACCGUCAAGCCCUGUUUCACAAUGACGGCGAUUUCUCAUCCGCCGCAUAUAGGGUUGAAGCAGCCACGAUCCUUCGAAGGUGCCUGAUAGCGAGCGGUAAUCAUGUCUCCCAUGAAACUAUUAAUAUUCUCGACGUUACCAUCUCGGCCUGGUUUCACCGUUUGCCUAGUGGCAAGCAGGCUAUGUUGCAUCAUAACGGUGACGUGGAUCAAAUGAUCUUUCAAUCUUUCAUGAUAAUGCACUGCGCUUCAAUAUACUUACACUUUCCGAAAUCAUAUCUGCUCGCCUUCCUGCCCGUGACCAGCCACAUCUUUUGUUCUCGACCCCCCACCUUCACGUCCAGCUCAGCAAAUCCUCAAAUACACACAGCCAAAGUAUACGGUGCGGCGGUUAACCUAUCUAAGCUGGCAUCCUUAACGACCACCGUGACUAGUCAUAGCCCCUUUUUUGUCUGCACGCUAGUUCUAAGCUCCAUCGUCCAACUAGCCAUCUUUACAGCUGACCCCCAGCAGUCGACUCGCACAGGCCGCAACUUCCUAGCGCUAAAUAUCGGCGUCCUGAAGUCCAUGGGGCAUGUGUGGGCGAUUGCAGCGGCUUCGAUGGCACGGAUGCGCGACGUGGCUAUCGAGGUGGAGUCGGCGCUUGCCAGAGAGAGCAGAGGCUUGUUAGAUGAUCAGUUAACCCAGUCCGUUUUAGUCGACUCUCAAGAAUUGGACCUAACACUCCUAUGA